AUGUUUGUGGAGAAGUGCAUAGAGCUAAUUUCCAGUGUCCUCAAGCAGAACAUGUUUGGUUCGGAUGAUGCUGGCGCUGCUGUGACUGAGCUUGACAACACCCAAAUCCGGCGCUUCCUACCUCAGACAUUCGAAGGCUAUGCCCCUGCUCUUGCCUUGGCAUUCUCCUCUGAAGGUCGGAACUCGCUUCUGGCUGAUCCAAUGGCAAGAUUGAGCUUUGGGGUAUAG
Molecule: messenger RNA, 228 nt
Organism: Penicillium canescens
Lineage: Eukaryota; Fungi; Ascomycota; Eurotiomycetes; Eurotiales; Aspergillaceae
Exons: 1
Coding region: 1-228 (75 amino acids)
Source: RefSeq, a predicted model, not a curated record